This is a messenger RNA of Brassica napus (rape), 939 nucleotides long. RefSeq lists its product as uncharacterized. The transcript is spliced from 2 exons. The record is from RefSeq and is a predicted model, not a curated record. NCBI's taxonomy places the organism in Eukaryota, Viridiplantae, Streptophyta, Magnoliopsida, Brassicales, Brassicaceae. The coding region runs from base 1 to 939 and encodes 312 amino acids.
AUGCAAGAAGAGAUGAAAGUCCUCUCCCAGAAGUACAACCCGCAUAAGACGUCCGCGAGAAGGAAAAACCCUCGUAACGACAGGUAUGUCCACCACGAGGGAGAAGAUCUCCAGGGCGAGCAUAAUUACGCUAUCAACUCCGAACAGGGAAAGACUUCCGGAAAUACCUGGACCAGGAACCAGUUCAAGGAUAAUUCCUACUGCGAGUUCCACCAGACCAGAGGUCAUUCCACUAUGAACUGCAAGGUUCUCGGCGCAAGGCUUGCUGCGAAGCUCCUCGCCGGCAAAAUUUCGAAGGUCACAUGCAUAAAGGACCUCCUCCUGGAUUCCGAUCGCCCUCCCAAAACUGAUAAAGAGUCCCCCAAAAACGACACCCGCGAAAAUCAGUCGGGCGAGAAACGCAGAAUGAGGCAGGAUGACCGAGGAAACGACAGCAACCGUCGAAGGGCUGAGACGAGUUCAAGCUGGCUGGCUCGGUCCCCAACCGACGACGCCCCUAACGAUACGGUCGUCUUCGAAGAGCGGGAAACCAUCAGAAUCGACAAACUUCACUGCGACCCAUUGGUUAUCGAUCUGGUAAUCCGAGACUUGGAAGUGGGAAGGAUUCUUAUCGACACGGGAAGCACAGUCAACGUCAUCUUCCGAAAUACCCUCCGGAGGAUGAACAUCAAACUCGGAGAAGUCGUCCCGGAACCAAAACCUCUCAUCGGUUUGUCAGGUGCAACGUCAAUGACCCUCGGAUCAAUCAAACUCCCAGUAAUGGCUAAAGAGGUGACGGAAAUCAUUGACUUCGCGGUAGUCGAUAACCCGGCCAUCUGCAAUGUCAUCAUGGGAACUCCUUGGAUCAAUGCCAUGAAAGCGGUACCGUCGACUUACCACCUUGGCAUCAAGUUCCCAACUCCAAACGGAACAACGGUAAUCUGGGGAUGCCAGAAAUAG